Molecule: messenger RNA, 717 nt
Organism: Macrobrachium nipponense
Lineage: Eukaryota; Metazoa; Arthropoda; Malacostraca; Decapoda; Palaemonidae
Product: serine-aspartate repeat-containing protein I-like
Exons: 3
Coding region: 1-717 (238 amino acids)
Source: RefSeq, a predicted model, not a curated record
AUGAAGCCUUGGAAGACGAGUAUAAGGGACACUCUGCCCUUGCUCGCUAGUCAUCUUAGUUUCAGUGGCGUUGAAGACGAUGCAGAUGAGGAGGAGAAGGGGAAGAAGAAGAAGAAGGAGGAGGUGGUUGGGGCAAUGGCGCUGGCUAACGCAGUCAGCUAUUUGAAGGAAAUGUUCGUUCGGGAACACUCUACAAAGUAUGAGUAUGAACUAUUGAACACUGAGCUGGAUUCUCCAACUGCGGAUGUAGAUGUUGCUUGCAAUGCUGAUGCGGAUGUGGAUGUUGCUCGCAAUGCUGAUGUGGAUGUGGAUGUUGCUUGCAAUGCUGUUGUAGAUGGGGAAGUUGCUCGCAAUGCUGAUGCAGAUGUGGAUGUUGCUUGCAAUGCUGUUGUAGAUGGGGAUGUUGCUCGCAAUGCUGAUGUGGAUGUGGAUGUUGCUUGCAAUGCUGUUGUAGAUGGGGAUGUUGCUCGCAAUGCUGAUGCACAUGUGGAUGUUGCUCGCAAUGCUGAUGCGGAUAUGGACGUUGCUCGCAAUGCUGAUGCGGAUAUGGACGUUGCUCGCAAUGCUGAUGCGGAUAUGGACGUUGCUCGCAAUGCUGAUGCGGAUAUGGACGUUGCUCGCAAUGCUGAUGCGGAUGUGGAUGCUACUCGCAAUACUGAGGCAGAUGUGGAUGUUGCUCGCAAUGCUGAUGCAGAUGUUAAGAAAUUGUCAAUGUGA